Mytilinidion resinicola is the source of this 1107-nucleotide messenger RNA. RefSeq lists its product as uncharacterized. NCBI's taxonomy places the organism in Eukaryota, Fungi, Ascomycota, Dothideomycetes, Mytilinidiales, Mytilinidiaceae. The coding region runs from base 1 to 1107 and encodes 368 amino acids. The record is from RefSeq and is a predicted model, not a curated record. The transcript has a single exon.
AUGCCACCACUAGAUGAUGACGACGCUUUGCUUGCCCGGCUAAAUGCCCUUAAAAGAUCACACGUAGACCUUUCGAAUUCGCCCUCCGUACCUUCCCCCUCCGUAUCGACACCACCUCUCAAAGAUGAGAAUGACCUCGCCGCCCGCUUCCGAAGGCUAGGCGGUACAAACGCUAGUCCAAGUACAACAACCCCGGCUAUAGCUCCGGGUGCAGCUAGUUACCUUGAAGGAGUAGCUGAAGGUAUCGGAGAAGGUUCGAAACAUAACGAAGUAGACGAGAGGAGCUUGGAGGAGCUACUGAAAGAGCUAGGAUCUGGGUCACAAUGGGGUAUUGGCGGGAAAGACGAGGGUGAUUUCGGAAAGCUAGUAGAGGAGGCACGGAGAAUAUUGCCAGAGCUUAAUGAGGCUCGUGAGCAUGCUCGAGGGAAUGGAGAGAGCCGUAGUGGGGACGCGGAAGUAAAGGAUGAGAAGGUGCCCCAUGAGGGAGAGGAAAACGAAGAUAAUGAAGACGAGGAUGCGAUGGAUGAGACAGAGGCAGAUGAAUAUAUUGCACAAAUCUUGGCAGAUUUGGAGCUUCAAAAGAAGCAUGGUGGUGCGGAGGAUCAAGACGAUGCGUCGAAUAGUGGUGGAGAGCAUGAGCAGCCUAAAUCGAAGGCCUCAGAUCUAGAAUAUAAAAGUGACGAUGGAAACAAGAGUUCCGAGGAACCUACAACACCAUCUAGACUUAGUAGAGGAGACCUGGAACUACCGGCUGCUCCAUCUACUCAGCCGAUUACACCUGCAGAUGACGACGACGAUUUCGCUCGCUCAAAGACGAUGGAAGAUGCCCUUACUGCGCGAAUGAAUGCGCUGGCUCUCCCCUCUGCACCUUCUUUCCAUCCCUCCAAGAAACCGAUCAGAGUCACAAAGUCAAUACCUUUCAAGGAUGAAGAAAUCGAAACGUGGUGUGUCAUAUGUAACGAUGAUGCUACUGUGAGGUGUAGAGGAUGCGAUGGAGACCUCUAUUGUAGGAAGUGCUGGGCUGAAGGCCAUAUAGGUGAGAGUGCUGGCUAUGAAGAGAGGAGGCAUAAAUGGGUGAAGUAUGAGAAGAAUAAGGAUUCUAAGUGA